AUGCUGGAACACGAUGAAGUGCGGUCUGCGAGGUUUUGGCGCUGGUGCAAGGAAAACCCAUAUUUUGUUCCUCUCUGCUCAGGUGCUUUUGCCGGCGUUGCUUCGGAAACCUUGCUUUUCCCUCUUGAUUGUCUCAAAACUCGGUUACAAAGCCGGCAUGGCUUCAUAGCAUCCGGUGGUUUCCGAAGCAUUUACCGCGGAGUCUUUGUGGCCAUUGGUGCCGCGGCUCCAGCAUCCGCAAUAUUUUUUUCCACAUAUGAGACGACAAAAAAUUGCUUGAUGCCAUACGACAGGAGCAAUUCUGUCUUGGCGUAUUGCGGCAUUGGCCUUGUUGCUUCGAUCCUCGGAGAAUUGGCAGCGGGGGUAUGGCGUGUGCCAGUGGAUCUUGUGAAACAGCGUCAACAAGCUGGCGGUGGACAAACACUGAGUUCAGUUUUCCAGGGUGUGCGCAGCACCCAAACGUCAAUUUUCGUGGCAUCGCUUCAGGCCUCGCUGAUGCGAGACGUCACCCACAGCAGCUUGCAGUUUCCAAUGUACGAGUACUUGAAGCUGGCGUCUGCUAAUCUUCAUGGCAUCUCGAAGGAUGCAUUGCCGACCUGGCAGGCAGCGUCUUGCGGGACGGUAGCUGGAGUGGUAUCUGCUUUUCUUUCGACGCCUUUGGAUGUGCUGCGCACACGCUUGAACUUACGGGAGGACCAGUGCACUGGCGUUGCGAAGAAAAAAGCCACACAUCUGGUGCAGGAGGAGGCCAUGCUGGUCUACAGUGAGCGUGGAUUUAGAGGCUUCUUUGCCGGCUGUACCUGCAGGGCAGCAUGGAUGGGGCUUGGAGGAUUCAUCUUUCUUGGGAGUUUUGAACUCGCCAAGAAGAGCUUGGUUUCUACGGAGGAGGACGGCUCCAAGCAGCCGCACGUGAGCCCGACGCAGGCCCCAGGCAUGCUUCAGCCACCAACGGCAGAAGCUGAGCCAGUGUCAGCACCUGGCCAUCGGCAGCUGGGUCUGGAACCGCCAGCGAUGGUGUCCUUUUCAUCAGGGCUGUUGGCAGGUGUCGCAGUUGAUGUGCCUUUGCAUCCGCUGGACACUCUCAAAACACGAAUGCAGUCUACUGACGGGUUCUGGGCUUCGGGUGGCUACCGCAACCUGUGGAGUGGGCUGAGUGCAGUGCUCCUGGUGUCACUGCCUGGCAGUGCGUUAUUCUUCUUGAUUUACGAAUCUGCACGGCACUUCGUGGAGCGGCGGAUUCCAGCAGCAGUUCACGACAAUACCCUUGCGAUAGCUCGUGAUGCAGUUGCUGCAUCGGUGGCCGAUGUGAGUGCAUGCAUUGUGCGAGUCCCGUGUGAAGUGCUCAAACAACGAAUGCAAGCAUUGGGCCCCAGUGGUGUUUCCUUGAGUUUCUCGCAGACUGUCACCAGUGUGCAUGCGGAAGGUUUGCGUGGUUUCUUUGCAGGGUUUGGAGCCACAGCCAUGCGUGAAGUGCCUUUUGCGCUGAUCCAGAUGCCGCUCUUCGAGGAGCUGAAACAUCACCACCCAUGGGCGCGCAAAUCUCAAGAAGACGGCAAUAACUACAGACAAGGCCUGAUUGGCAUGCAUUGUGGCUCGGUAGCUGGUGGCUUCGCCGGUGUGGCGACCACCCCACUGGACGCAGCGAAAACACGGAUCAUGCUGACAGCAACUUUGCAGAAGCAUAGCCUCUCUGUGAAUCAGCCGGGCGGUGUCGACGAUAGGAUUUGCAGGGUCAUGUGGACCGGCGAUGUGACAUCCUACUUCCUACAAUUUCGGACGCGGUCGGUGGGUGCAAACGCGAACCUAGUGGCAGCUCCCGUAGCCGUGCCUCUUGCGCUGGAAGAAUUUGACUUCGAUCGCCAAGGAGUGUCUGAUGCUUCCAUGCUGGUAGGCUUGGGCGGAGCCUUGUGGCUCGGUGCCUUCGAGUGGUCGCUUUCUCUCAGAGAGCAGGCGACGUCUGUAGCAGACUCUUCCAAGGCUCUCAGGGCAGUGAAGCUUUGCAUAUCUCCGCUGCGACCUCCUGAAAAGGGCUUAUCACUGUGGCAGUAUCGGCGAUGCGUCUCUGUGCCAAUAUGGCGCGGGGGCGACACCGGUGCCAUAGUCGCACACAGCCACGCCUUGCUCCCCUUGAUGAUCGAAAGAGAGGAGCAAGGUGCUGCUCGAGGCGGAUAUUUUAGCAGCAUUGAGCUGGAAUUCAAAACGAGUACCACGUCAGGAAGUCCGCCAGUCGUAACGGAAGGGUCCAAGGAUCGCAAGAGCUCGGACUCGAUGGCUUUGGGCAUUCGAGAUCAUUGGAGGCAGGUCACGUUCGAGCGACUUCAAUGUCUCGAUCCCGAAUUAGCAAGCAGACGUCCCGACCUUCAUUGCGUUUUGUGUCACAUGGUCGUGCUUGAUGCGGCUCCUCGGCCCACUCCUCUUUCUCCAGUUCCCGAGAGCAGCACCGGCAGUCAGAGCAUUCAUGGCUUAGGGGCAGCGCGCUCCUACCGGCAGCUGCCACCAGUUUUGGAAGGAGAUGUUACUGUUCCUUCCCACCGGACACCGGAAUCCUCUCCGUCGGCUGCCAGUCUAAGCGCGAACGACACAUACAAACUCGCAGUGGAAGCCUGGCCUUCUGAUAGCGAGGCAAGCGCGACGGAGUCCACAGUCACAACAGCCAGCAUUGCGGAGUCUGCACAGGCUGCAGCAGUGUCCAAGAACAGUGUUCGACGGAUGACGGAGCCCAGCGUUCAGCCGGCGAAAAAAAGUCCUCGAAGCUCUGUGCUCGGCAAGCCACAGCCUUCAAGCAGGAAGCUGAGCCGAGCAUCACCGGGAGCGGCGAGCUCCGGUGAGUUCAAGAACCUUCGUGUGGAUGGCUUGGAGGAGCCGAACUCAUCUGUCAAGCAAAGGGCCAUGAGGCGCGCGGCGUCGGAACCUCCGCGAUCUCUUGGCGGAGAAGUUCGCAAGUCAGGAUCGCCACCUCCACGGCAGUCCCAGGUUUCACUGGCCACGCCUCCACGAACAAAGCGGGCCUCCAUUGGCGAACGUCCAGGCAAGCUGCAAAAGAGCCCGCAACCCUCCACAGCUAGCCGCGAGUCCAGCCUGCGAAAUGCAACACAGAAGCCAGCGAACGCACGGCUUAGUGCCAGCAGCAAGCUGGAGAAGUUUCGGAGUACACGAGGCGCAGCACGUCAUUUGGCCACAGCACUUGGCGACGACGCCAAAGAUGCCUUCCGAAGAGCUCUGCUCCAAGGAACACAUCAUCCGCGGUGUGCAAAGCUGGGGUUUGUUGGCCCUGCACGCGCUGGGAAGACUUCGACUCUGCAAGCCCUGGCGGGCCUGCCUCUGAGGCGCGAUCAGGAGAGCACGCACGGGCUGGCCUGUUGGGCACUGUCACAGGACCUGAUCUCUGCAGCUCCAGGGCAACGCUGGCAGCUGCAGGAUGCGCAGACAGCGGCGAGCAGCUCACGCUGGGAUCGUGGCGUCGCCAAGUAUGUGGCAGACCUCGUUCGCCCACCUGGCAAUGCCGUUCCGCCCAAUGCGGCGAAGAUGAUGGGAAAGCAAGAAUCCUUGGAUGAGAAAGCCGUCAUGAAGCGAAUGCCGGUGGAUUUGAUUGCCAGGCGGCUUGGAGAGACGGCGGCCAACUUGAACACCGCUCACGAGGACAAAACGGUCGUGCUGGAGGCUUACGAUUUUGGCGGACAGGAAGUAUACUAUGCCAUGCACCAUCUGUUUCUGAGUGAUUAUGGCAUAUACUUGGCUUGUAUAGAUCUUUCUGCCUUCAAUGCCAUGGGCGUCGAAGAAGCGAAGGAGUCAGAGGCUUCCAACACGUGGCAAGCUCUGGAGUGGUGGCUGGCUUCCAUUGCAGUCCAUGCCCCGAAUUCGCCUGUGGCCAUCGUUGGCACGCACGACGACUGUCUUUCGCACGACUCCCGCCGGACAGUGUAUGCAGAAGUCAAUGAACGCAUAUCAGCUUUCUGCACGAAGCUGCCCGAACUCAAUGAGCAACUACAGAUCAAUGAGCAGAGCCAGCUGUGCUUCUUCCCAGUUGACAAUGCCACCACCGACAGUGGAAGAUCCGUUUGCGAUCUUCGCGAAGCCAUCGAGAGCAUGGUCGCCAAACUGCUUCAAGGACCGCUGAGCACAGCGGUGCCCCUUCGCUGGAGCCACUUCUGGGCGGUGCUGCAGCGGACCGGAGGCAGCGGCAACCUGGGCCCGCUGACGCGCGUGGAAGACUUGUGGCAGCGUUGCAAGCGAUACGGAUUCGAGUCGCGGACGGAACUGCAAAACUUCUUGCGCCAUUUUCACGGACUUGGCGCUUUGCUUCACUUCCCGGAGUCGGUCUUUGAAGAGCUGAGAGAUUUAAUUUGCCUGAAGCCCGGAUGGGUUGGCGAUGCGGCGGCCGCUGUGCUUACAGCGAAGGACAAGGUCUUCCAAGGCUGUGUCAACCAAGUGGCAGAGCUGAAGGAGAAAGGGCUGCUCCACGCGCAGCUCCUGGCGGCAGUGUGGCGCGCAAAGCAUUUCGCCAAAUAUCAAGGUGAAUUGGUCGGGCUUCUUCAGGCUCUGGAUUUGCUUCUAUCCUGGGGGCACGACAAGCAGAGCCCACUGCAGCGGCAGAAUGUGUUUCUGGUGCCCUCGCAGCUUCCUCUGCGGCCGCUGCGCGAGCGCGAAGGGGACGACCAGGACGCCUGCGUGCUGUACUUGGACUUCCAUGGCCUCCUGCGUCGCCUUCUGCCGACACUGAUCCCGCGACUGCUUUGCAGUUUGAGCAAAGUCGAGUCUGGAGUGCAGAUCUUGUCAAUGUACGCGAACUUCGCGACUUUCGCUGUCUCCACACAGGGCCAAGCUCAGGGAGACUCUCUGCGAUACUCCGGGCACUGGCGUCCCAGGGAGCUGCUGUUGGUGUCGGUCCAGCCUUGGGGUGAUCUGUUGCGGUGCUCCUUGCGCCCACGGCGCUCUGAGGCACAAGCACGGCAUUCGUGGCGGCAUGUAGAGCGAUUGCUUCACAACUUCCGAGAGGCAAUCGCAGCGUGGAUGCCAAGGAUAAGCUUUCGCGCCGGCAUCCGAUGCCCCUCUUGCACGGCUGGACACACACAUGUCCUUGACCUGCACAGUGUGCUUCGAGAUGAAGACCUUGCUGUUUGCCCCAAAUCCGGUGACAUCAUUGAGGACUUACCUUCUUGGCUCCUAGAUUGGCGACAACAUCUUCUGCAACGCCAGCAGCCAGGCUCAGGGUCUCCGCGCGGUGUCGGCAAGCCAGAAGAAAGCGACAAGAGGAUUGACAGAGACCCGGUCAAGUCUGGAGAAACGGGCCCAGUACCGCCAAAGGCGGCAGGGCUCCACCUCGACUACUUGUAUGCGUCUCCUCUGGAUGUGGCGCCCCUGGACAUAAGAGCUGAAAUUGAAGCUCUGGCUACAAUGCCUGGUGUGGAGUUCCUCUCAGUUCGCACAGCCACCACCGAAACUUUGGCGGAAGUUUGGAGGACGGAGCGUUCCUCACUGGCCCCUCGAGUCCUCGUCCUGUCAGCCCACUGUGCGGUGGAGAAGUCUCAGCCUUCAUUGCUACUCGAGGACGCAGUUGGUCAUGCGCAAGUGGUAGGCAUCCGGGACAUGGAUGAGUUGUUGGCGCUGAAUGAUCUGAAUGGCCCAGACCUGGCAGCAGGAGAUAGGCCAAGCACUCCAGCCGACAAUUUCGACGUCGUGGUAGUUGAUGCGUGUCAUUCUGAGUCACUGGCGCAGCGCUUCGUCGCCUCCGGCGCCAGCUGUGCUGUCGCUUGCUCGGGCGAAGUGUUUGAUGCCGCGGCCCGCGAAUUUCUUCGUAUAUUCUUGCGGUCGUUGGCUGCUGCUCUUCCCAAGUCAGCAUACCCUGUCACCGCAUUGGCCCGUGCCUCCUUCGCCGCGGCGCAGCGUGCCGUGCGCUUGUCGCCUCAGCCCGGGCUGCGCUCGGAGGCCGAGCACUUCCGGUUCUUUCCGACCAAGCUCGCGCCCGGCCCCGAUGUGCAGCUGCCCCGCUUGGCGCUGACUCUGCCGCGCUUCACCGGGUUGGAUCCGCACGACGUUCCUCCACCUGUGGAAGAUUUUGUGGGACGAGGUUCCACCAUGGCCGCCGUGGCCAAUGCUUUCUUGGGUCAUCGUCGGGUUGUCUGGCUUUACGGCAAGGCUGGCAUCGGCAAAUCUGCUUUCAUCUCCGAAUUCUGCCGCUUCUAUUCGCUGCCGGGGGACAGGCUUUUCUCGCCCAGCGCUCUGCGGCUUUGCCGCAACCGAGAACUUCCCUCCGAGGCGGAGGCAGCUGCUGGUGGCUACGCUGCGUUGAAAUGCGGGGCAGUGCGGCUGCGCCUGUCAGGGCUCGAUCCCAUGGCCGCGGUGGCCAAGCUCCGGGAAACUCUGGUAGGAAACCGUUGCCUCUUUCUAGCUCUCGACGGAGUUGAGAAGAGCUUUGGAUCUUCCAAUCCGGCUGCAGCUGAGUUGUGGGCUUUCCUGGAAGAGACUCUUGUGGAGAGUCCUGGGCUGCGCGUCCUCCUCGCCUCCCAGUGCCCGCGGUAUGAUGCACCGCUCUCCGGAAAGGUUGUUGCGGUGGAGCUUCCGCCACUCGGUCGCGAGGACGCCUGCUUGCUGCUCGCGCGGCGCUCCCACCGUCCGUUAUACCCACGGGAUCUUGAUGGACCAUCCGUCCGCGGGACGACGGGUGAAUUGCCACUGGCCCUGGCGGGGCGCCGCCGUGAGUUCUUGCAGCGUCUGGCUGGCCAUCCGCUGAUGCUAAAGAUGGGCGACACGCCCGCAGAAGUGAUUGCAGCUGCCGCGCAGAUCACUCCGCAACUCCCAUCGCUUUUCCAGCAUCCACUUCUACAGGAUUGUGGGCUUACUUCCUCUGACGAGCCCAACAAUCCUUUACCUUCUGCGCCCACAUGA
Molecule: messenger RNA, 6885 nt
Organism: Symbiodinium sp. CCMP2456
Lineage: Eukaryota; Dinophyceae; Suessiales; Symbiodiniaceae
Source: the annotation of a GenBank genome assembly